This is a messenger RNA of Neomonachus schauinslandi (Hawaiian monk seal), 2657 nucleotides long. RefSeq names its product TSR1 ribosome maturation factor (gene TSR1). NCBI's taxonomy places the organism in Eukaryota, Metazoa, Chordata, Mammalia, Carnivora, Phocidae. Gene Ontology annotation, biological process: ribosome biogenesis; endonucleolytic cleavage of tricistronic rRNA transcript (SSU-rRNA, 5.8S rRNA, LSU-rRNA); maturation of SSU-rRNA from tricistronic rRNA transcript (SSU-rRNA, 5.8S rRNA, LSU-rRNA). The transcript is spliced from 15 exons. The record is from RefSeq and is a predicted model, not a curated record. Gene Ontology annotation, molecular function: GTP binding; U3 snoRNA binding; GTPase activity. Bases 1 to 2412 code for a protein of 803 amino acids. Gene Ontology annotation, cellular component: preribosome, small subunit precursor; nucleus.
AUGGCGGCUCACCGUUCUGGCCCGCUGAAGCAGCAGAAUAAAGCUCAUAAAGGCGGGCGCCAUCGGGGUCGGGGAUCCGCGCAGCGGGACGGCAAGGGUCGUCUAGCACUGAAAAUCCUAAGCAAGAAGGUGAGAAAAGAGCUCAGCAGAGUAGACCAGAGGCAUCGCGCCAACCAACUCCGAAAGCAGAAGAAGGAGGCGGUUCUGGCAGAGAAGAGACAGCUGGGCAGCAAGGAUGGUCCUCUUCAUCAGGUACUGGUGGUGCCCCUGCAUGAAAGGAUUUCCCUGCCAGAGGCCUUUCGGUUGCUUCAGGAUAAGGACACCGGAACAGUACACGUGAACGAAUGGGGAAGUACCCAUAGCUUUAUGCUGUUAUGCCCCCGCUUGAAACAUCGAUGGUUUUUCACAUCUGCAAGGCCAGGGGAUCUGCACACUGUGUUAGACAUGGCCAAAGUUGCGGAUACCAUCAUUUUCCUCCUUGACCCACUAGAAGGCUGGGACAGCACUGGGGAUUACUGCCUUUCCUGCCUCUUUGCUCAGGGCCUUCCCACCUAUACACUAGCUGUCCAGGGUGCUUCUGGUCUCCCACCAAGGAAACAAAUAGAUGCCAGAAAGAAGCUAAGUAAAGCAGUAGAGAAGCGUUUUCCUGAUGACAGACUUUUCCUGUUAGACACUCAACAGGAGGCAGAGGUGCUGCUCAGGCAGUUGGCUAACCAAAAGCAACGGCAUCUUGCCUUUCGAGAUCGACGGGCCUACCUGUUUGCUCAUGCGGCUGACUUUGUGCCGAGUGAAGGAAAUAACUUGGUGGGCACCUUGAAAAUCUCAGGCUAUGUUCGUGGGCAGACUCUGAAUGUAAAUAGCUUGCUGCAUAUCGUUGGACAGGGUGAUUUCCAGAUGGAACAGAUAGAUGCCCCUAUGGACCCUUUCCCUUUAAAUCCCAGAGUGAUCAAAUCCCAAAAGGACCCAGGCAUGGCAAUGGAGAUUUGUGCUCCAGAUGCUCUAGCUGAUAUGGAGGAAGACCUUAAGGUCCUAAUGAAGGCAGACCCUGAUAAACAAGAAUCUUUGCAAACAGAGGUUAUCCCAGAUCCAAUGGAAGGGGAACAAACCUGGCCCACAGAGGAGGAGCUGAGUGAGGCUAAUGACUUCUUGAAGAAAAGUUCCAAGGUGGUAAAGAAGGUUCCCAAAGGGACAUCCAGUUACCAAGCUGAAUGGAUUUUGGAUGAGGAUGGUGAAAGUGGUGGGGAAGAUGAAUAUGAUGAUAUGGAACAUGGGGAUUUUAUUGAAGAGGAAUCUCAGGAUGAGGGCAGUGAAAAGGAAGAGGAGGAGGAAUAUGAAACUAUGACUAUGGGAGAGUCUGUGCAUGAUGAUCUGGAUGAUGAGAAUGUGGAUGAUGAGGCUGAGGAAAAAAUGUUGGAGAAAUAUAAACAAGAAAGACUGCAAGAGAUGUUUCCAGAUGAAGUAGAUACCCCCCGUGAUGUGGCUGCAAGAAUUCGAUUUCAGAAAUACAGAGGCCUCAAGAGCUUCCGGACAUCUCCAUGGGAUCCUAAGGAAAACCUUCCUCAAGAUUAUGCUCGGAUCUUUCAGUUUCAGAACUUUACUAAUACUAGGAAACGCAUUUUUAAAGAAAUUGAGGAAAAAGAUGUUGAAGGAGCUGAGGUUGGCUGGUAUGUCACACUUCAUGUCUCUAAAGUCCCUGUCUCAGUGUAUGAGUACUUUAAGCGAGGAGCACCCUUGAUUGCUAUUUCUUUACUACCUCAUGAACAGAAGAUGUCAGUACUGAAUAUGGUGGUGAGCCGGCACUCUGGCAACACUGAACCUGUGAAAGCCAAAGAGGAGCUGAUCUUCCACUGUGGGUUCAGGCGCUUCCGAGCCUCACCUUUAUUCUCUCAGCACACUGCAGCGGAUAAACAUAAGUUUCAGAGAUUCCUGACUGCUGAUGUGGCCCUGGUGGUGACAGUAUAUGGCCCAAUCACGUUUCCGCCUGCAUCUGUGCUGCUUUUCAAACAGAAUAGCAAUGGAAUGCACAGCCUCAUUGCCACAGGCUCUCUCCUGUCAGUGGAUCCGGACAGAAUGGUCAUCAAAAGAGUUGUUUUGAGUGGUCAUCCUUUCAAAAUUUUUACUAAGAUGGCAGUAGUGCGUUACAUGUUCUUCAACAGAGAGGAUGUGUUGUGGUUUAAACCAGUGGAACUGAGAACAAAGUGGGGCCGCAGGGGACACAUCAAGGAGCCUUUGGGUACUCAUGGCCACAUGAAGUGCAGUUUUGAUGGGAAGCUAAAAUCUCAGGACACAGUACUGAUGAACCUCUAUAAACGAGUUUUCCCCAAAUGGACUUAUGAUCCAUGUGUACCAGAACCAGUACCAUGGAUGAAAAGUGAGAUUUCUUUAGCAGUGCCUGAAGUGGACAUGGAGUAAUGGAUUCAUUGGGAUUCUGUCUCAUUGUUACUAGGAAACACUCUAGGGAUGGGAGCCUACAGGUUGUAAUUAGGCAAAGUUUGUGUUUUCUACUUUAGCCUAGAGGUCUACUGCCUUUUUGCAAAAGGCUUUUCUUGGCCUUGACAAGGUGUCUCAGUAAACUAUGGAUGUUUUUCUCUUGCUACUUAGUUAAAAAAAAAAAAAAACCUAUUUAUGAAACGUCCACCCUCCAUUAGGAAUUUGAA